Pristis pectinata (smalltooth sawfish) is the source of this 5846-nucleotide messenger RNA. Its product is annotated as A disintegrin and metalloproteinase with thrombospondin motifs 9-like. Gene Ontology annotation, biological process: extracellular matrix organization; proteolysis. Gene Ontology annotation, molecular function: zinc ion binding; metalloendopeptidase activity. The transcript is spliced from 39 exons. Lineage: Eukaryota; Metazoa; Chordata; Chondrichthyes; Rhinopristiformes; Pristidae. The coding region runs from base 141 to 5846 and encodes 1901 amino acids. The record is from RefSeq and is a predicted model, not a curated record. Gene Ontology annotation, cellular component: extracellular matrix.
CAAACAAUUUCGGAUGCUACGUACGCAAAACACCAACUCCCCUAGCACUUUUCAAUCGAGGAUAAAUUGAAUGAAGGUUCCGAGUGCUAAGUUUCAGUGGUUGACUUGUGGUGAGGGCUCUCUGUGCAUAGUCGGUAAUCAUGCGUCUUGUGUUUUGGGUAGGGGUAACGUUACUUUUCGUCUCCAGUAUAGAAGGAACACCACAAAUGUAUGAAAGACAAGCUAAACUACGAGAGCAGCUGACGGUUUAUGAAAUCGUAACUCCCACUCGAGUGACUGAGUCCGGGGAACCUUUCCCAAACACGAUGCACUUUAGAAGAAGAAAGCGAAGCGUUGAUGCCGAUCUCUGGGCCUUGGUAACCCACUACAGAAUUAGUGCAUUUGGGCAAUUUUUUCACCUUAAUUUAACUGCCGAUUCUGGAUUUAUUGCACCUAUAUUUACCGUUAUACACCUUGGAAUACAAGCUAAUCUUACAAACUUCCAUGAAGAGGACACUGACACGAAGCACUGCUUCUACACAGGACAUGUCAAUGCUAAACCAGAACACACAGCUGUGAUUAGCCUCUGUUCCGGACUCCUUGGCACCUUCAGGUCUCAUGAUGGGGAGUAUUUUGUUGAACCUCUUGUUCUGCCUGAUGGGGAAGAAUAUGAUGAAGAGCACAAUAAACCUCAUAUUGUGUACAAACAAGAUGCACUGAAGACUAAAGCAGCAAGGGAAGUCACUGAUAUAUGUGGCAACUCAGGUCAUAAAAAUAGCCAAAAUAAAAACAAGUGGAAUAAAGGACUAUCCAGCAAUACUUUGUCUGAUCUGGAAAGCCUCAGAAAUAGUGUUGCAAUGCACAAUUUAGCUAGCAUGGAUAACAAAACCACUGGAGCAGGAAGGCACAAACGAACAAAACGUUUUUUGUCAUAUCCCCGAUAUGUUGAGGUUAUGGUUGUUGCUGAUAGCAGAAUGGUUGAACAUCAUGGAGCAAACUUACAACAUUAUGUUCUCACUUUAAUGUCCAUUGUGGCCACUAUCUAUAAAGAUCCAAGUAUUGGAAAUCUUAUAAAUAUAGUAGUUGUGAAAUUAGUUGUUAUAAAUAGCGAACAGGAUGGUCCAUUUAUAUCAUUCAAUGCUCAAACAACAUUAAAAAACUUCUGUAUAUGGCAACAAAAACAGAAUAAUGCAGAUGAAAAUCACCAUUCUCAUCAUGAUACAGCAGUACUUAUCACAAGGCAAGACAUUUGCAGAGCUCGUGACAAAUGUGAUACAUUGGGUUUGGCAGAACUUGGAACCGUAUGUGAUCCUUAUAGAAGUUGCUCCAUCAGUGAAGAUAAUGGAUUAAGUACUGCUUUCACAAUAGCCCAUGAACUUGGGCAUGUGUUUAAUAUGCCUCAUGAUGACAGUAAUAAGUGCAAAGAGGAUGGAGGCAAAAAUCAGCAACAUGUGAUGGCACCUACACUGAACUAUUACACCAAUCCCUGGAUGUGGUCGAAAUGUAGCAGAAGAUAUGUUACUAAUUUUUUAGAUACAGGAUAUGGUGAAUGUUUACUUGAUGAACCUGUGACAAGAACAUAUACACUCCCUCAUCAGCUCCCUGGUCAAAUUUAUAAUGUUGACAAACAAUGUGAACUGAUUUUUGGAUCUGGCUCUCAGGUGUGCCCCUACAUGACACAAUGCAGACGCCUUUGGUGUACAAGUACUGAAGGAGUUCAAAGAGGCUGUAGAACUCAGCAUAUGCCAUGGGCAGAUGGAACAGAGUGUGAACCUGGAAAGCACUGCAAACAUGGUGUCUGCAUUGUAAAGGAUCCCACAGAAUUUGCUGCAGUAGAUGGAACAUGGGGACCUUGGAGUCCAUUUGGUUCCUGUUCCAGAACCUGUGGAGGUGGCAUUAAGAAUGCAGUUAGAGAAUGCAACAAACCAGAGCCACGAAAUGGAGGAAAAUAUUGUGUUGGCCGAAGAAUGAAAUUCCGAUCAUGCAAUACAGAACAUUGUCCAAAGCAAGAGAAGGACUUCAGAGGAGAGCAGUGCACACAGUUUGAUGGAAAACAUUUCAAUAUUAAUGGCCUACCUCCAAAUGUACGAUGGGUUCCCAAGUACAGUGGAAUUUUGAUGAAAGAUCGCUGCAAGUUGUUCUGCAGAGUGGCUGGAACCACAGUCUACUAUCAGCUCAGGGACAGAGUUAUUGAUGGCACUCUUUGUGGGCCAGACACCAAUGAUGUGUGUGUGCAAGGACUUUGCCGGCAAGCUGGAUGUGAUCAUGUAUUGAAUUCAAAAGCACGAAGAGAUAAGUGUGGUGUUUGUGGUGGUGACAAUUCUUCAUGCAAAACAUUAGCAGGCACAUUUAAUACUGUCCACUAUGGGUAUAAUGUGGUUGUACGAAUACCAAUUGGUGCUACAAACAUUGAUGUGCGACAGCACAGUUAUUCAGGGAAGCCAGAAGAUGACAACUAUCUUGCUUUGGCUAACAGUCGUGGCGAAUUCCUUUUAAAUGGAGAUUUUGUGGUCAGCAUGUUUAAAAGGGAAAUUAAAGUUAGAGGAGCUGUAAUUGAGUAUAGUGGGUCAGAUAAUGGAGUGGAAAGGAUCAACUGUACGGAUCGGAUUGAAGAAGAGCUAAUAGUUCAGGUUUUGUCUGUGGGAAAUCUAUACAAUCCCGAUGUACGAUAUUCAUUCAACAUUCCGAUUGAAGAUAAGGCACAACGUUUCUUUUGGGAUCAGUUUGGUCCUUGGCAGGAUUGCAACAGGCUUUGCCAAGGUGAAAGGAAAAGAAGACCUAUUUGUACCAGAGAAAGUGAUCGGUUGGUUGUCUCUGAUCAAAGAUGCGAUCAAAUUCCACGCCCAGCUCCAAUUACUGAAUCAUGCAAUACAGAAUGUGAAAUAAGAUGGCAUAUUGCUAGAAAAAGUGAAUGUACAGCCCAGUGUGGUCCUGGGUAUCGGACUUUGGAUUUCUACUGUGCAAAAUAUAGUAGAUCAGAUGGGAAGACAGAAAAAAUAGACGAGAGGUACUGCAGCUAUCAAGCAAAACCAGAUAAUAAGGAAGCCUGCCGUGGAGACUGCAAUGCAGGAGGGUGGCAGUAUUCAUCGUGGUCUGAGUGUUCAAAGAGCUGCGGUGGAGGUACAAGAAGGCGAAAUGCAGUUUGUGUCAAUGCUAUGGGAACGGUUCUUGGAGACAACAAAUGCAGUCAACAAGAAAAAAUGAUUAUCCAGCGAUGCAAUGAAUAUACAUGUCCAGUGUGGAAAACAGGUGAAUGGUCAGAGUGCUUAGUGACAUGUGGGAAGGGAUUCAAGCAUCGUCAAACCUGGUGCCAAGUUGGAGAAGAACAAUUGGAUAAUGGGUUUUGUAACUCUGCAACAAAACCAGAGUCAGCCCAAGCUUGUCAACAACAGGAGUGUGCAGCAUGGCAAGUUGGUCCAUGGGGACAGUGCACAGCCACAUGUGGGACGGGCUAUCAGAUGCGAGCUGUAAGAUGUGUUGCAGGCUCAUAUGGCACAAUUGUCAAUGACAAUGAAUGCAAUGCUGCCACCAGGCCUAGAGAUACACAGGACUGUGAAAUAACUUCUUGCCCUGAUGUACAUCCAGAUGGAAGGGACGAAAGAAUACCCAAUCAAAUGACCUACACAACUAAGUGGCGAUUUGGAUCUUGGACUCCAUGCUCUGCUACCUGUGGAAAAGGUACAAAAGAGCGAUAUGUUAGCUGUCGAGACCUCCAUGGUGCUGUGGCUGAUGAGUCGGCUUGCAUGCAUCUUCCAAAACCACCAUCUAGAGAAGAAUGUGUUGUUAUCCCAUGUGGUCGUUGGAAGACUCGUGAAUGGACACAGUGUUCAGUGACCUGUGGCCAAGGUAAAGCAACACGUCAUGUGAUUUGCAUGAAUUACAAGAAUCAGAUUGUUAGUGAGAGUGAGUGUGACCCUGAUGAUCAGCCUCGAACUGAACAAGAGUGCUCCAUGCCAUCUUGUAGUCAUCGACACAACAGUCACCUAUUUCCUCGUUCCAAGAUGUUGCCCACACAUGGUGACCCAGAUUAUACCCAACUCCGAGGAAGUCAGUGGAGAACUGGACCUUGGGGAGCAUGUUCUAGUACUUGUGCUGGAGGGUUCCAACGGCGUGUUGUGGUUUGCCAGAAUGAAGAUGGUUAUGAUGCCAGUAAUUGUGCUGAGCAGGCUAAGCCUGUUGAAAUUAGGUCCUGUGAAUCUGGUCCUUGUCCUCAGUGGAUCUAUGGCAACUGGGGAGAGUGCACCCAGGUCUGUGGUGGGGGAGCAAGAACAAGACUAGUUAUUUGUCAGCUUCCAAACGGCCAAAGGCUAAAUGAUCAGAACUGUGAAAUUCUUGACAAACCUCCUGACCGUGAACAAUGCAAUACUCGAGCUUGUCCUACAGAUGAUGUCUGGCACAGAGGUCGUUGGAGCUCGUGCUCCAUUUCCUGUGGGAAAGGAAAUAAGUAUCGUCCUGUUUACUGCAUGAAUAAAGAAGGAAAGGAAGUAGAGGAAGAAAAUUGCAAACAUCUGGAGAAACCUAAAUCACAGAAACGAUGUCGAGGAGGUAGAUGUCCCAAAUGGAAAAUAGGAGAAUGGACCCAGUGUUCGGCCUUAUGUGGAAAUGGAAUUCAGCAACGAGACGUCUUCUGCCAGAUCUCAAACCAGAGCAUUGAAGAUUCUCAGUGCAGUCAAUCUACUAAACCUGCUUCAGUUCAGCACUGUCAAAGUGGAGUAUGUUUGCUUUACAGCUGGCAAGUUGAAGACUGGGAAAAAUGCAGUGCAACCUGUGGUACCGGAACAAGACGUCGUAAAGUAACUUGUAUCAACCAGAAUUCAGAAGAAGUACAUAGUAUUGAAUGUGAUGCAAGCAAAAGGCCAUUAAGUGUGGAGCAGUGCAAUAGUCAACCUUGUGAAUACAUCUGGAUUACAGGAGAGUGGUCUGAGUGCUCAGUUACUUGUGGAAAUGGCUACCAACAAAGACUUGUUUCCUGCAGUGAGGUUUACAAUGGUAAGGACCUCUAUGAAUAUGGCUACUAUCACCAGAUUACAACUAACUGCCCUGGGACACAGCCGCCAAACAUCCGAGCCUGCUCUCUUGGUGAAUGUCCUGUUACUGCUUCAUGGCGGGUUGGAAAUUGGGGAAGUUGUUCGGCAACUUGUGGAAUAGGAAUCAUGCAACGCUCAGUGUACUGUUUAACAAUCGAUGGACAUUUAAGCAAUUCAUGUAGUUCAGACAUUAAGCCAGAAGAGAGGAGAACAUGCCAAAAUGGAAAAUGUGAAUUUCCAGAAAGCUGUAGAGAUGUGCAGCGAUUGAAAGGAUUCAUCGAAGAUGGUGAUUAUGUUCUUAAUGUUCAAGGGAAGCAAGUAAAGAUAUAUUGUGCCGAUAUGCUGUCAGACAGCCCCAGAGAGUACAUUACACUGACAAGUGGUGAUUUCGAAAAUUUUUCAGAAGUUUAUGGCUACAGGUUACAUAAUCCUGCUGAAUGUCCAUAUAAUGGAACUAGAAGAGAUGACUGUCAGUGCAGAAGAGAUUAUUUAGCUGCUGGGUAUUCUACUUUCAGAAAAGUUAGACUGGACAUCAACACACUACAAAUAAUAACAACAGACUUGUACUUUGCACAGACACUUGAAGGACGAUCAGUUCCAUUUGCCACAGCUGGAGACUGUUACAGUGCUGCCAGAUGUCCACAGGGUCAAUUUAGUAUUAAUCUCUCUGGAACAGGACUUCGAGUAUCUGAAUCUACUAGAUGGAUAUCACAAGGAAAUUAUGCUGUUGUAGAAAUACAACGAUUGAUGAAUGGCGCCAAGGUGACUGGGAAAUGUGGAGGUUAUUGUGGAAAGUGCAUCCCAUAUUCUGGAACAGGACUACAUGUACAAUUGCUUUAG